GAAAGAGCCAGGAGGAGGCGAGAGAGGAAAAAAAAAGGGGGAGUAUGGCUGUGUGUAAUUGCUUCCAUCUGGAUGUGUGCAAACUUGCGAGCGCUCGAUGGCUCGUCUUCCUGCAGCUGUUUCUCUUGGGGUUGGGAUCGGUUCGGCCUCAGGGACCGUACAACGGCGAGAGGGGCAUCUCGAUCCCGGGUCACGGCUUCUGCCAACCCAUCUCGAUCCCUCUGUGCACGGACAUCGCCUACAACCAGACCAUCAUGCCCAACCUGCUGGGGCACACCAACCAGGAGGACGCCGGCCUGGAGGUGCAUCAGUUCUACCCUCUGGUGAAAGUGCAGUGCUCGCCCGAGCUGAAGUUUUUCCUGUGCUCCAUGUACGCCCCGGUGUGCACGGUGCUGGAGCAGGCCAUCCCCCCGUGCCGGUCCCUGUGUGAGCAGGCCAGGCAGGGCUGCGAGGCGCUCAUGAACAAAUUCGGCUUCCAGUGGCCCGAGAGCCUGCGCUGCGAGAACUUCCCGGUGCACGGGUCUAACGACCUGUGCGUGGGCCAGAACAUCACCGACAAAGGCAGCCCGACCCUGCACCCCCCCCAGUCCUCCCCCGAGACCGACACCCACUACCCCAACAACCACAACAACAACAGGUACCAGAGGAAGGAGCAGUUCGCCUGCCCGCAGGUCCUGAAGGUGCCCCCGUACCUCAACUACCACUUCCUGGGAGAGAAGCACUGCGGGGCGCCCUGCGAGCCCGUCCGCUCCAACGGGCUCAUGUACUUCUCUCAGGAGGAGCUGAGGUUCUCCAGGAUCUGGAUCGGGAUCUGGUCGGUGCUGUGCUGCGCCUCCACCCUGUUCACGGUGCUGACCUACCUGGUGGACAUGCAGCGGUUCAGCUACCCCGAGCGGCCCAUCAUCUUCCUGUCGGGCUGCUACACCAUGGUGGCCAUCGCUUACAUCGCGGGCUUCCUGCUGGAGGACAAGGUGGUCUGCAACGAGAAGUUCGCCGAAGACGGUUACCGGACGGUGGCCCAGGGCACCAAGAAGGAAGGCUGCACCAUCCUCUUCAUGAUGCUGUACUUCUUCAGCAUGGCCAGCUCCAUCUGGUGGGUCAUCCUGUCGCUGACCUGGUUCCUGGCGGCCGGGAUGAAGUGGGGUCACGAAGCCAUCGAGGCCAACUCGCAGUAUUUCCACCUGGCGGCCUGGGCCGUGCCGGCCAUCAAGACCAUCACCAUCCUGGCCGUGGGGCAGGUGGACGGAGAUGUCCUGAGCGGCGUGUGCUUCGUGGGGCUGAACAACGUGGACGCGCUGCGGGGCUUCGUGCUGGCCCCGCUCUUCGUGUACCUGUUCAUCGGCACCUCGUUCCUGCUGGCGGGCUUCGUGUCCCUGUUCCGCAUCAGGACCAUCAUGAAGCACGACGGCACCAAGACCGAGAAGCUGGAGAAGCUGAUGGUGCGGAUCGGGAUCUUCAGCGUCCUGUACACGGUGCCGGCCACCAUCGUGAUCGCCUGCUACUUUUACGAGCAAGCCUUCCGGGAACAGUGGGAGAAAAGCUGGAUCACCCAGACCUGCAAGACGUACGCCAUCCCCUGUCCCUACAGCCGCCACCCCCACAUGACACCCGACUUCACCGUCUACAUGAUCAAAUAUCUCAUGACACUCAUAGUGGGCAUCACCUCCGGCUUCUGGAUCUGGUCCGGUAAGACUCUGCACUCGUGGCGCAAGUUCUACACCCAACUCAGAAACACUAAUCACGGUGAGACCACAGUGUGAGAGACCCCCACAGAGACCCACCCUCACCCCAGCCAGUAAACCAGCCCCCACAGCACCCCCAGACUGCAGCCCAGCCCAGCCCAGCCCAGCCACACAGACUUUUAAGAUGUGACAAGACUAUAUUUGAGAUACUGUAUGUUGUACAUAGCGUCUGUAAGAUUUUUUUUUGUAAUUAUUAUAUAUAUUUGUAUUUAAAAAAAAAAUCACCUCCCGAAGGUGUUUCUGUUUCCCCAA
This is a messenger RNA of Callorhinchus milii (elephant shark), 1994 nucleotides long. RefSeq names its product frizzled-1. NCBI's taxonomy places the organism in Eukaryota, Metazoa, Chordata, Chondrichthyes, Chimaeriformes, Callorhinchidae. The record is from RefSeq and is a predicted model, not a curated record. Gene Ontology annotation, molecular function: Wnt-protein binding; Wnt receptor activity. The transcript has a single exon. Gene Ontology annotation, cellular component: plasma membrane. Gene Ontology annotation, biological process: non-canonical Wnt signaling pathway; canonical Wnt signaling pathway. The coding region runs from base 45 to 1760 and encodes 571 amino acids.